GUGUUGCAUUGAUCCCAUGACUAAAUAUUUCAGCUGCUACGUGAGCUGAAACACCCAAAUGUAAUCUGCCUGCAGCGAGUGUUUCUGUCCCACAGUGACCGCAAGGUGUGGUUACUGUUCGACUUUUCGGAACACGAUUUGUGGCAUAUAAUAAAGUUUCAUCGAGCAUCCAAGGCAAAUAAGAAAACUGUGAUGGCUCCAAAGGCAAUGGUAAAAUCUCUACUGUACCAGAUACUUGAUGGAAUACACUACCUACAUUCUAAUUGGGUUUUGCAUAGAGAUUUGAAACCUGCAAACAUUCUAGUAAUGGGAGAAGGUGCAGAAAGAGGCAGAGUGAAAAUAGCUGACAUGGGAUUCGCACGAUUGUUCAAUAAUCCACUAAAACCAUUAGCUGACCUUGAUCCAGUUGUCGUGACAUUCUGGUAUCGUGCUCCUGAGCUGCUCCUGGGAGCAAGACAUUAUACCAAAGCCAUUGAUAUAUGGGCAGUUGGUUGCAUUUUUGCUGAGUUGCUCACAUCUGAACCAAUAUUCCACUGCAGGCAGGAGGAUAUCAAGACAAGUAAUCCAUAUCAUCAUGACCAGUUAGACAGGAUAUUCAAUGUAAUGGGUUUUCCCCAGGAAAAGGACUGGGAAGAUAUCAAGAAAAUGCCAGAAUACAGCACUCUAGUGAAAGACUUUAAGCGAUCUAGUUACAGCACUUGCAGUUUGACCAAGUACAUGGAGAAGCACAAAAUACUAUCUAACAGCAGUGCCUUCAAAUUGCUGUCAAAAUUACUUACUAUGGACCCAGCAAAGCGAAUAACGUCUGAGAUGGCAAUGCAUGACCCUUACUUCCUGGAGGAGCCACACCGGACAGGAGAUGUCUUUGCCGGAUGUCCCAUACCAUAUCCAAAGCGAGAAUUUCUUACCGACGAUGACAACGAGGAUAAGUCCGAUACCGGAAAAGUACAGGAUCAGUCGAGCGCUCAUGCGCCCCCUGCAAAGCGAGUGCGAGUGGUGCCACCAAACACAACCUCCACCAUGUCCAGUGAUUAUCCGUCUCACAUGCAAAUGCAGGGAAAUCACCAAAACAUGCAGUACUCCAGUGCAAAUCAGCAGCAGCAACAACAGCAACAGCAGAAUUAUGGGCAGCGAUACUGAUCAGUGCGCUAACGUUUAACAGCAGUGUGCUUGUCCUAUUCGUCUUUGCUAUUUCAUGGAGUGGAAUAUGUGCCUCGAAAAGUUUAGUUAUGGAUUUGUGAGCGUAAUAACAGGAAGCUUAAAUGAACACAUCAUCUGGGGCGGGAUCUUCUGGUAUAUCAUAAGCUCUUGCAUACUAGGUAGCGAUGGCAUGAAUUACCAUGAUACAGCAAUCUGCUGUGCUAUCUUGAAUCUAGUUUGCUUUUGCAGCAUUCUCUAUUUGUGAGGUGCACUGCACCAACGAAACUAGACAAUACAAGUAACAGCGCAUGAUUAAGUGUGGUGACCAUCAACGUGUGGGUAACAAACGUCCGAUUCCACAGGGUUGUGAUUGUAUACACUGCAGACAUGAUUCAGGCGAUUGUAGUAAGGCUCUAUCUUCAUUGUAGUGUCAUAGUAUAUAUAUAUAUAUAUAUAUAAUAUAGCGUGUCUUAAGCAGGUUUUUAUUUUUAAUUAUGGAACAGCUAAAAUUUGUCUGUGACAUCAACUCGUGAUUGAAAGCUUGCCAGUAGGCGGGUUUAUGUAAAAAUGACUUUGAAAACGAAAUGUUGUUAUCUGCCCCGCUGAUAUGGCUCACCUCGAAAGCAGGCAUGUCCCCUUAUUAUGUGAACACACUGAAUAGGCAUUUUUUUAACAGAAACUACGGUAUUACAAGUUACGUAGAUCUACAGAAUAGCUAUGCAAAUGCAGAACUAUGUUGUUUUGCCUUUUGUUUCUAAGUCAUUUCCGAGAGCAAAGUUACAGAGGGACCCACGCAUUAGCGUAUAUAUAUAUAUAUACAUAUAUAUAUAUAUAUACAUAUAUAUAUAUAUGAUGCGGAUUGUUCGUUUGUUAUACUAUGUUUGCAAAUUAUUUCACUCUGGUGUAGUCGGUGUCUGCAGACGUAUUUUUCGUGAACAUACGCUUUUCUGCUUCUUCCCAACUCAUGGCUUUAUUGCCUCACUCUUCUCAUCAAACGACGCAGGAGUUAUGCAAAAAUAUUGUUUUAUUUUCCUAAAGUGCAUGUAAUAUAUUAACUAUCGUAUGUAUACUAUAUUGAUAUGUUGUGCUAUAAAUAAGUAUAAUAAAUUAAAACGACCUUGUUCUUUUUUGCA
Messenger RNA from Priapulus caudatus, 2273 nucleotides. Its product is annotated as cyclin-dependent kinase 8-like. Gene Ontology annotation, molecular function: ATP binding; cyclin-dependent protein serine/threonine kinase activity; RNA polymerase II CTD heptapeptide repeat kinase activity. Gene Ontology annotation, biological process: protein phosphorylation. The record is from RefSeq and is a predicted model, not a curated record. Gene Ontology annotation, cellular component: nucleus; mediator complex. The coding region runs from base 193 to 1140 and encodes 315 amino acids. The transcript has 10 exons. Lineage: Eukaryota; Metazoa; Priapulida; Priapulimorpha; Priapulimorphida; Priapulidae.